Molecule: messenger RNA, 1485 nt
Organism: Morone saxatilis (striped sea-bass)
Lineage: Eukaryota; Metazoa; Chordata; Actinopteri; Moronidae
Gene: mtrf1
Product: mitochondrial translational release factor 1
Exons: 9
Coding region: 113-1435 (440 amino acids)
Biological process (GO): translational termination
Molecular function (GO): translation release factor activity
Source: RefSeq, a predicted model, not a curated record
UAUCUCUUAACGGCUCGCCGCAGUUGUAGUCUUUUGAGUUUUUUUGCAAUCACUUGAACAACACCGUGUGAAUAGUGAUUUAAUUGACUCAUUGUUCGCUAAAUGAAGUCAAAUGCUCGCCAGCCGCUGGUUUCGGCUGUUCUCUCUACGUAGCCGUGUAGUUUAUAACACCAGCAGAGGAAGAGGAGGAGGAAGGAGGAGGACAUUGACAGGACACAAGCAUGGCAACACCACAGUGGUGCAACACUGGGGCAGGGCAGCACCUGAACGCCUCUCUCACAGCGAUGUGGGGGGCUUGUACAAGAGGGAGUCCGUUCAGAGGUAUCUCCAGCAGCUCAUGGAGGAGUACAGGGACCUCAGCAAGGAGUUAGAGCAGCCAUAUCUCAGCGAGUCUGACAGAAAAGUGCUGAUGAAGAGACACACAGAGCUGCUGCCUCUGGCAAAUGUGUUUGAGAGCACUGUGCAGGCCCUGAAAGACCUUGAGGAGGUCCUGUCUCUUCUGCACAGUUCCUCUGGUACCAAAGAUGAAGACACACAGCUGACCCAGCUGCUGAAAGAGGAGGAAGCACAAAUCUCCCGCAAGAUCUUGGCCUUAAGAAAAGACCUCAUCAAAGCUCUUGUGCCCUCUGACCCCCUCGACUCCAGCGAUAUUCUGCUGGAGGUUGUAUCAGGACGAACAACGGGAGGUGACAUCUGUCAGCAGUUCACCAGAGAAAUGUUUGACAUGUACCAGGGUUUCGCCUCUCACAAGAACUGGGACUUUGAGGUUUUUAACUACACAAACGCAGAGUAUGGUGGUUUGCACCACGCGGCGGUGAGAAUAGCCGGGGAGAACGUGUACAGAUACCUGAAGCAUGAAGGAGGAACGCACCGGGUGCAAAGGAUCCCCGAGGUGGGCCUCUCCUCCAGGAUGCAGCGAAUCCACACGGGAACCAUGACUGUCAUUAUCCUGCCGCAGCCAGUGGAGUUUGACGUCCACAUUGAUCCGAAGGAUCUUCGCAUCGACACGUUCAGGUCUCGAGGUGCCGGGGGCCAAAGCGUCAACACGACGGACAGUGCAGUGCGCAUCGUUCAUCUUCCCACAGGUACAACAGCUGAGUGUCAGCAGACUCGCUCUCAGCUGCAAAACAGAGACACCGCCAUGCGCGUGCUGAGGGCCAGGCUCUACCAGAGCAUGAUGGGCAAAGAGACGGAGCAGAGGUAUACGCAACGAAAGCAGCAGGUGGGCACGCGCUCUCAGUCGGAGAGGAUCCGCACCUACAACUUCAGCCAGGAUCGUGUCACAGACCACCGGACUGGAUAUGUUACUAGAGACAUUAAGGAGUUCAUGAAAGGAGGGGAGGCUCUCCAUGAUCUGAUCUGUGACGUACUUGAACACACGGAGAGGGAGGCUUUUAUAGAGGUGGUGGAGAGGAGCCUGAAGCCAUCGGUAUAAUGUGUGCUUGUGCUUGUGUGUCUUUUUUAAAUAAAAUAUUAAAUUAUGUA